Messenger RNA from Anopheles moucheti, 3701 nucleotides. RefSeq names its product dynamin-1-like protein (gene Drp1). NCBI's taxonomy places the organism in Eukaryota, Metazoa, Arthropoda, Insecta, Diptera, Culicidae. Gene Ontology annotation, molecular function: microtubule binding; GTP binding; GTPase activity. The transcript has 4 exons. Gene Ontology annotation, biological process: mitochondrial fission. The record is from RefSeq and is a predicted model, not a curated record. Gene Ontology annotation, cellular component: mitochondrion; microtubule; membrane. The coding region runs from base 50 to 2251 and encodes 733 amino acids.
AGAUCGGUGGUGUAUUAGGAAACUACGAAACGGUACGGCGCACAAAACGAUGGAAGCUCUCAUUCCGGUGGUCAAUAAGCUGCAGGAUGUUUUCAAUACCGUAGGCUCGGAUGCCAUCCAGUUGCCACAGAUUGUUGUCCUUGGCAGCCAGAGCUCGGGUAAAAGUUCGGUCAUAGAAAGCCUGGUGGGUCGAACAUUUCUUCCGCGAGGUACCGGCAUUGUGACGCGUCGUCCUUUGGUCCUCCAGCUCGUCUACACACCGCUUGAUGACCGUGAGCACCGCUCGGCCGAACAUGGCACGGUGGCCGUGGAGGAGUGGGGUCGUUUCCUGCACAUUAAAAACAAGGUUUUUACCGAUUUUAACGAUAUCCGCGAAGAGAUUGAAAAUGAGACGGACCGAAUGGCGGGAGCGAACAAGGGUAUCUGUCCGGAGCCGAUCAAUUUGAAGAUUUACUCAACCAAGGUCGUGAAUCUGACGUUGGUGGAUUUGCCCGGUAUUACGAAGGUGCCGGUCGGUGAUCAGCCGGAAGAUAUCGAGGCACAGAUUAAGGAUUUGGUGCUGAAGUACAUCGAAAAUCCGAACUCGAUCAUUUUGGCUGUGACGGCGGCCAACACCGACAUGGCAACGAGUGAAGCGCUCAAGAUGGCAAAAGACGUCGAUCCGGACGGUCGUCGUACGCUUGCGGUGUUGACGAAGCUUGACCUAAUGGAUGCCGGUACGGAUGCGAUCGAUAUUCUGUGCGGGCGUGUCAUCCCGGUGAAGUUGGGCAUUAUCGGCGUGAUGAAUCGUUCACAACAAGACAUACUCGAUAAGAAAGCGAUCGAAGAUCAGUUGCGUGAUGAGGCGGCGUAUCUGCAACGGAAAUACCCGACGCUCGCGACGCGUAAUGGCACGCCUUACCUGGCCAAAACGCUUAACCGUCUGCUGAUGCAUCACAUCCGUGACUGUCUACCGGAUCUUAAGACGCGCGUUAACGUGAUGGCUUCCCAGUUCCAGUCGCUAUUGAACUCGUACGGUGAAGAUGUGACUGACAAGAGUCAGUGUCUGCUGCAGAUCAUCACGAAAUUUGCGUCAGCCUAUUGUUCCACGAUCGAGGGCACGUCGCGUAAUAUUGAAACGACCGAGCUGUGUGGUGGUGCACGGAUUUGUUACAUUUUCCACGAAACGUUUGGCAAAACGCUUGACUCCAUCCAUCCGCUGACGGGGUUGACCAAGAUGGACAUUUUGACCGCCAUCCGUAACGCGACCGGUCCGCGGCCGGCUCUGUUCGUGCCGGAGGUAAGUUUUGAACUGUUGGUAAAGCGGCAAAUCCGUCGCCUGGAAGAUCCAUCACUUCGGUGCGUGGAGUUGAUCCACGAGGAGAUGCAACGCAUCAUACAGCACUGCGGUACGGAAGUGCAGCAGGAGAUGCUACGUUUCCCGAAGCUGCACGAAAAAAUUGUCGAUGUAGUGACGCAGUUGUUGCGUCGACGGUUGCCAACGACCAACUGCAUGGUGGAGAACCUGGUGCAGAUUGAGCUGGCGUACAUUAACACCAAGCAUCCGGACUUUCACAAGGAUGCGGCACUGGUACCGAGUCUGAUAAAAACUGACUCCCAAGAUCAGUGGGCCGGACAUCAGACAGGCAAUCCACCAAGCCGGCGUCCCGGUUCGAAUAGACAGCUGGCGCUGGUGGAUAAAACGGGCAUGCUGAACUUAAAUCAUGAUGCAAAUCAACAACAAAUGGCACAGCAGCAACAGCAGUCACAAAACCAUGUUGCCGAGCAAACGGGUGGAUGGCUGGGAAGCAUUUUGCCACCCAACAUGGAAGCCAUGAUCGGUGGCGGUCCGGGCAGUGAAAGUGGCAACAGCACGGCCAGCAACACACCUACCCACGGUGUGCUAAGUCCUACCAAACCGGUUAAUUUGUUGCCCGACGUUCCGAUGAACCAUUCGUCCCGCAAGCUGACUGAUAAGGAGCAGAAGGAUUGUGAUGUUAUCGAACGCUUGAUCAAAUCGUACUUUUACAUUGUGCGGAAAUCGAUCCAAGAUUCCGUUCCGAAGGCCAUUAUGCAUUUCUUAGUCAACUUUGUGAAGGACAACUUGCAGUCGGAGCUGGUGACGCAUCUGUACAAAUCCGACUCGGCCAACGAGCUGCUGAACGAAUCGGAUCACAUCUCCAUCCGACGCAAGGAAGCAAGCGAUAUGUUGAAGGCACUGACACGCGCCAAUCACAUCAUCAGUGAAAUCCGAGAGACCCACAUGUGGUAAGCGUCGUUUCAACUAUUUAUUCUCGCACACCAAAUACAUAACAGAGUAUCCAUAAAUGGUUAACGGUCGAUGUUUCCGGUGCUGGAAAAGGAGUGAUACCGUUAAUUACGUCAAGCCAUGCUCUUGUACCGGUGCUCACGUGAGCUUUUGGGAAGGGAUGGGAACGUUUAGCUUAAAAGAUGCGACAGCGGCAGAAUACGUAUCGCUUGCACGCAUCUCAAAAUUGCAUUAGUAUGUCGAUCAUUUUAAUUCUAUUAGAACAUACCCAUUUACGCACGCCAUACAAUGACGGACGGACAACAUUACGAUUCUGUUCGAUGGAACACGAACGAAUGGUGGAACAGCUUUUGUUAGACCGGUAGAGAAACCAAUUGAUGGAAAAUUCAUUCUUCACAUGAAAUGUUAAACUAUUCAAUAUUUGCUAAAUAAUAAUAUACAACAAUACGAUCGUGUCCGCAAAAUUAGCAGAGGGAACUUGAGAGAACCAAAAGAAAGAAGAUGAGGAAAUAUUAUACGCAUAUAAAACAGCAUACAUUAAUUUUUGAGGAUUUAACAAUAUGUAGACAAUUUCGAGAGCGAUAGAUAUCAUCUCAAACACAUUUCAUGCGCAUUUCCUUAUCAGUUUCGCUCCCCGUUACUCUCUUCAUCUAUGUCUUGAUAUUACUCAACUAAUGUAUUGCAGUAUAGAAGUAUGGAAAGCGAAUGUAACGGAAAAUGUGCAGCAGCUUUGUGAACGAAUGGAGGAAAUGCUUUUCCUAGUCCAAACAUACCACCCGGAUGCUGUUUAGUGUGUGUUCGUGUACCGAAACACCGGUGCAGUAACAUAGAUUCCAUUCCUAUCCCGUCGCGAUCCCACGUUUUGGACCAUUCCUAGUACGGUUUCCUCCGAAAAUGUCGCUCUCUCGCGUCGGAAAAUUCAAACUGUGGACAGAAAGCUCUAAAUUAUUCGUCUCGAAAUUUUACACAGUUAUUCGCACUAGAAACGCCUCGAACGCCGUAGGUAAAUGUUUUUGUUGGGUCUCAAAUCUCAGUCGUUUAUGCACUUCGUAAGUUUUGCGGGAGUCAACAAAAAUGGAAAUUCUAGUUAGCAAAAUAUCUGACGGUGGAAAAAGGACCCCCUUUAAAGCAUUUCUGAUAUGAAUAAUGUAUGUUUUUCGUCCUGUGUUGUUAGAACUACACACCACUCGUGUGGUACACUACUUAUAGUUGUCGCCUUUUCAUUGUGAUUGUGCAUUUUUCGUUUUGCAACUCCGUAGAAUGAGAUUAGAAAGAAAUAUCAAAAGACAGUUUGUUGGUUUGGUGACACUGUUGUCCUGUAAACCAAGUGCUAAAACCGAACCGAAUAAUACAACAAACAGAUUAUUGUACAUUUUCUAGCCAUUAUCUUUCUGUUAACUAAAUAAGGAAAGAACAUGGAGCUGAUGCAUAAAUAAAACAAACAAUCGUUGAU